Messenger RNA from Rhineura floridana, 10149 nucleotides. It is a transcript of the gene NAV1, whose product is annotated as neuron navigator 1. The coding region runs from base 433 to 7116 and encodes 2227 amino acids. The record is from RefSeq and is a predicted model, not a curated record. Gene Ontology annotation, cellular component: axon initial segment; microtubule cytoskeleton. The transcript has 32 exons. Lineage: Eukaryota; Metazoa; Chordata; Lepidosauria; Squamata; Rhineuridae. Gene Ontology annotation, biological process: neurogenesis; nervous system development; neuron migration. Gene Ontology annotation, molecular function: ATP hydrolysis activity.
CUGGCACCUUCCCUCCCAGCAGCAGCAUAAAGAGCUGGCGCGUGCCGGAGGGGCACUGAGGACCACGUGACCGCCCCUCCCAGUCGGCCUCCCCGGGGAUCGACACUUUGUUCAGGAUGCUGCCGCUGGCCGUCCCCAUUGUGGACUGAAGACCCGGCCCUUUCCUGCUCAGGCAUCACCAGCUGAGAGCGUUCCAGAGGACGCGGGGAGGGAGGGUGGCUGGCGGCAGCGGGGAUCCCCCGCCGUCCGGACUGACUGCUUGGACUAAAAGAGAGGAACUUCGAGCGGUGCGCUGGGUGUGUGCCGGGGGGGGUGUCGAGGACUGUAGGUGGAUCUUCUUCUCGCCUCCCCGACGCGAAGAAGGAAGAAGAGGCAAUGGGGGCAGCGCAGACCGCCGAGCAGGAUUGAUCCUCCAUCAACCAAGCCUUGCUGAUGAUGAAUGGAACAGCCAAUGUGAACGCAGCUGGACGAAGCCAUUAUGCCUCCUCCAUACCUGUUCCCAGAGCUGCAUCCCACAGCAAGAUACACACCCUGGCAGCAUCUCCCAAAUUGCCCCCAAGACAGAACAGCGUGGGAGCUGUUCCCUCACAGACGGCAUCAUCACCCAGGACAGGGAAGGGGCUGGUUAGCUCAAGCAGUAGCGCUCCAAAAGGAUCCAAGCAGAAGCUUGUUCCCAAGGCACCAGCGGCUGCAAGCUCUGGGCAGCAGAAAGCAGAGGUGUCUGAGAGCCAUGGUGGCUCAGAAGGGAUGGACUCCAGCCUCAGCCUAAGCAUGGUGUCUGGCUGCAGCAGCCCCCGGCGGAUGCAGAAGUCCAGUUCCAGAGCCACUGGGGCAGCUAAGAAAGCUGUCAUUCAAGCAACAGAGAGAGGCAAGGACACCUCAAGACACGGGGAAGAUAACAGCAGCACGGGGAAGAUUCCCAAGAAAGGUCUUGGGAAGCCCAGCACAAUUCCUGAACCUGCAAAAACCCCUUCCCUCCCAGGAAAGAGCCCUUCCUAUCUCAGCUUGUACAGUGAGACUUUGAUGUCACGGUCUUCAGAGGGAUCCACCACAAAGAGGCCUCAGAGCUGUCCAGUAAAAGGCCAGUGGGCCUCAGAAGCCAACUGGAAAGGAAGUGGAACAUGCAAGCCAGAGGAAAAGCCUCCAGUGAUCUCACUGGACACAAGCAACCUUAAUAAGGGCCCUGUGCUACACACUGGACCCAUCAGUUUUAAUUCUGUGCCACAGCACAACCAUCCUAUCAUGGCCACUGUGGCCCCAUUCCAUUAUCGGCGACAGGGUGAGAAAGAGAGGAACAGCUCAUCUAAUGAGGAGACUGCAUGUGAGGAGCAGCAGCCCAACCUUACUGAAGGGCCUGAACAUAGCCUGAGAAGCAUGGAGGCUGGGCUUUUAAAUGGUUUCCUCGCGGCAGGCGGGAAGAAGAUGCUUGGCAGCGGCGGCGGCAGCAACAGCAACGACGUCAAGAGGCUGCAGCAGGACGCGGAGGUGAACGGCGAGGAAGGGCCCGAGGAGCCGAGGGGUUACAAGAAGGCGUCGGCGGCGUCCGAGGGCAACAAGGCCAUGAUGCAGAAGCGCGCCAACGCCAAGGGCCCCGCUGGGGUGGCUCCGAAGGCGGCCGAACUGAAGGUCUUCAAGUCGGGCAGCAUGGAGGGCCGCGUGCCGGUGGCCUCGAACCUGCGCAAGCAGAAGUCGCUCACUAACCUGUCCUUCCUGACGGACAGCGAGAAGAAGAUGCAGCUCUACGAGCCCAAGUGGAGCGACGACAUGGCCAAGGCGGCCAAGGGCUUCGGCGGCCGGAGCCUCAAGGGCGGCAAAGAGGCGCCGCCGCUCAUGUCCAAGAACCUCUCCAGGUCUGAGCACUCGCUUUUUCAGGCUAAGCUCGCCCCGGCCGCCGGCAACAAGCCGCCGCCGCCGCUGGCGCCGCUGCCCUCCAACCUGGGCAAGCCCAGCCGCAUCCCGCGCGGGCCCUACGCCGAAGUCAAGCCCCUCAGCAAGGCGCCCGAGGCCGGCAACGGCGACGACCUCAAGUCGGAUGACGAGAUCCUCUCCAGCAAAGGCAAGGCGGCUCAGCAGAAGCAGCACUUGCAACAGCAGCAAACGGCGACCCCGCCGGCCGGGAAAGGAGCGCCACCGGAGGAGAAAGCUUUCCUGAAAGUAGAUCCCGAGCUGGUGGUCACCGUGCUGGGCGAUCUGGAGCAGCUGCUCUUCAGCCAGAUGCUUGAUCCUGAAUCCCAGAGAAAGAGGACUGUGCAGAAUGUGCUUGAUCUGCGGCAGAACCUGGAGGAAACUAUGUCCAGCUUGAGGGGCUCCCAAGUAACUCACAGCUCAUUGGAGAUGACGUGUUACGACAGUGAUGAAGCCAAUCCCCGCAGUGUGUCCAGCCUAUCAAACCGUUCCUCACCCCUCUCCUGGCGCUACGGUCAGUCCAGCCCCCGCUUGCAGGCUGGGGAUGCCCCUUCAGUGGGUGGGGGAUGCCGCUCAGAAGGCACCCCCAGCUGGUACAUGCAUGGAGAGCGUGCUCAUUAUUCCCACACCAUGCCCAUGCGCAGCCCUAGCAAGCUUAGCCACAUUUCCCGCCUGGAGCUGGUGGAGUCACUUGAUGCUGAUGACGUCGAUCUCAAAUCUGGAUACAUGAGUGACAGUGACUUAAUGGGCAAGACAAUGACUGAGGAUGAUGAUAUCACCACAGGCUGGGAUGAGAGUAGUUCCAUCAGCAGUGGCCUCAGCGAUGCCUCUGACAACCUCAGCUCAGAAGAAUUCAAUGCCAGCUCCUCACUCAAUUCCCUGCCUUCCACCCCCACGGCUUCCCGCAGGAACUCCACCAUAGCGUUGCGCACAGACUCUGAGAAGCGCUCACUGGCAGAGAGUGGACUGAACUGGUACGGCGAGCCAGAGGAGAAAGCUCAGAAGAAGAUGGACUAUGACAGUGGGAGUCUGAAAAUGGAGCACAGCUCCUCCAAAUGGCGGCGGGAGCGCUCUGAAAGCUGCGAUGAGGCUCCUGCCAAAGGCGGAGAGCUGAAAAAGCCAGUCAGUUUGGGCCCACCAGGCUCCUUGAAGAAGGGCAAGACACCCCCUGUGGCAGUGACCUCUCCCAUUACCCACACAGCCCAGACUCUCAAAGUGGCAGGUAAGCCUGAAGCAAAAGCAACAGACAAGAGCAAACUUUCUGUGAAGAAUGCGAGUCUGCAGCGCUCAUCUUCUGAUGCUGGCCGAGAUCGGAUUUCAGAUGCCAAGAAGCCUCCUUCUGGGCUGACCCGGACCACCACCUCUGGCUCCUUUGGCUACAAGAAGCCACCUCCUGCAACUGGCACAGCCACAGUGAUGCAAGCUGGUGGCUCUGCUACCCUUGGUAAGAUCCAGAAGACCUCCAGUAUUCCAGUCAAGCCAGUCAAUGGGAGGAAAACCAGUUUGGAUGUCUCUAAUGCUGGGGAGCCAGGCUUCAUGGCCCCAGGGGCCCGCACCAACAUCCAAUACCGUAGCCUUCCACGUCCAGCCAAAUCUAGCUCCAUGAGCGUGACUGGUGGGCGCAGUGGGCCGCGGCCUGUCAGCAGCAACAUUGACCCCAGCCUCCUCAGCACGAAAGGCAGCAUCUCUGUCUCACGGCUCAAGGAACCCUCUAAGAUUGGCACAGGCCGGAGCACACCGGUGCCAGUGAAUCAGACAGACAGGGAAAAGGAGAAGGCCAAGGCCAAGGCUGUGGCACUGGACUCUGACUGUGUCUUGCUCAAGAGUGUUGGCUCUCCUGAAAGCACCCCGAAGGCUCAAGGCAGCCACCAAACUCCUGCCAAAGUGGCUGAGCUGCCACCAACACCACUCAGGUCAGCUGCCAAAAGCUAUGUGAAAGCUCCUUCUUUGGCCAACCUGGAUAAGGUGAACUCUAACAGUCUGGACCUUCGUCCCUCAAGCGAGCUCCACCAAAUGCAUGGUGGCAAACUGCAGGAGCCGCACUCAGCCACAGUGAAUGUGGGCACCCACCUCACAUCGUGCUUCACACCAAGCCCUGCUCCAGUCCUUAACAUUAACUCUGCUAGCUUCUCCCAGGGCCUGGAGCUCAUGGGUGGCUUCAGCAUCCCCAAGGAAUCCCACAUGUACCCCAAGCUUUCAGGAUUGCACAGGAGCAUGGAAUCCUUACAGAUACCUAUGAGUCUACACAGCCCUUUCUCUUCAGGCAAUACAACUGCUUCCACUGCUACUCCCACCCCUCCUGUUGCUGCUGAUGAGGAGCCCAGUGAGAUGGCCUGGACAGGAAGCCCCAGAAUCACACAUCUGGACAGCUCUAACCGUGAUUGGAAUACGUUGCCAAAGAAAGGACUAAGGUAUCAAAUCCAGUCCCAGGAAGAGGCCAAGGAGAGGCGGCACUCUCACACAAUUGGAGGACUGCAGGAAUCAGAUGAUCAAUCUGAGCUGCCCUCCCCUCCUGCUCUCUCCGUGCCAUUGAUUGGGAAGGCACCACUCACUAAUAUUGUGAGCCCCACGACAGCUAAUACCCCAAGGAUCACCCGCUCCAACAGCAUCCCCACUCAUGACUCCACCUUCGAGCUGUACAACGCCUCCCCCAUGGGCAGCACCCUCUCCCUGGCAGACCGGCCCAAGGGCAUGAUCCGUUCGGGAUCCUUUCGUGACCCUGUGGAUGAUGGUGAGAGUCCUGCACCCAGCCAGGAGGACAAGAGUCUCCUCCUCAGUAAUAAUGUUCACGGAUCCGUGCUGUCCCUGGCGUCCAGUGCUUCCUCCACUUACUCCUCAGCUGAGGAGAGGAUGCAGUCUGAGCAAAUCCGCAAACUGCGCCGUGAGUUGGAAUCAUCCCAAGAGAAGGUGGCCACACUGACGUCCCAGCUUUCGGCCAAUGCUAAUUUAGUAGCAGCCUUUGAACAGAGCCUGGUGAACAUGACUUCCCGUCUCCGACAGCUUGCUGAGACUGCAGAAGAGAAGGACACCGAGCUGGUGGACUUGAGGGAGACUAUUGAUUUCUUGAAGAAAAAGAACUCAGAAGCCCAGGCUGUUAUCCAAGGGGCCCUAAAUGGAACUGACGUUACACCCAAAGAGCUGCGAAUCAAGAGGCAAAACUCAUCAGACAGUAUAUCCAGCCUGAACAGCAUCACCAGCCAUUCCAGCAUUGGCAGUGGCAAGGAUGCAGAUGCCAAGAAGAAAAAGAAGAAAAGCUGGUUGAGGAGCUCUUUCAACAAGGCUUUCAGCAUCAAGAAGGGCCCAAAAUCUGCCUCCUCCUAUUCUGACAUAGAGGAGAUUGCCACCCCGGAUUCUUCUGCACCAUCAUCCCCCAAACUACAACAUGGAUCCACAGAGACGGCCUCACCCUCUAUCAAAUCUUCCAACUCUUCUUCUGUGGGAAUUGAUAACACUGAGCUGUUCCAGACCAAUGAAGAGGAGCCUGAGAAAAAGGAAGUCUCAGAGCUACGCUCAGAGCUGUGGGAAAAGGAGAUGAAACUGACCGACAUACGUCUGGAGGCCCUAAACUCUGCCCAUCAGCUGGACCAGCUGCGUGAAACUAUGCACAACAUGCAGCUGGAGGUGGAUCUAUUGAAAGCUGAGAAUGACCGGCUGAAGGUGGUUCCUGGACCUUCCUCUGUGCCAAGCUCCAUCCCAAGUCAUGUAUUGAGCUCAUCUGCUGCCUCUUCUCCAAGGCGCUCUCUAGGGCUCCAACUCCCUCACCCUUUUAGUCCCAGUUUGACUGAUACAGAACUGUCACCAAUGGAUGCUAUCAGUGCUGGCACUCAGAGGGAUGAGGUGACGCUACGAAUUGUAGUGCGCAUGCCACCUCAGCACAUCAUCAAAGGGGACCUGAAGCAGCAGGAGUUCUAUCUGGGCAGUUACAAAGUGAGCGGAAAAUUGGAUUGGAAGAUGCUGGAUGAAGCUGUGUGUCAGGUCUUCAAGGACUAUGUUACCAAGAUGGACCCUGCUCUCACACUGGGGCUCAGCAUUGAGUCUGUCUAUGGGUAUAGCAUCAGCCACGUCAAGCGGGUCUUGGACACAGAGCCACCAGAACUGCCACCUUGCCGACGGGGUGUGACCAGUAUUGCUGUGACAUUGAAAGGUUUGAAAGAGAAGUGUGUGGACAGCUUGGUGUUUGAGACCCUUAUCCCCAAGCCCAUGAUGCAGCAUUACAUAAGCCUUCUGCUCAAGCACCGACGCCUUAUCCUUUCUGGGCCAAGUGGAACUGGCAAAACCUACCUGACAAAUCGUCUGGCUGAGUAUUUGGUGGAGCGCUCAGGCCGUGAGGUCACUGAUGGCAUUGUCAAUACCUUCAACAUGCACCAGCAGUCAUGCAAGGACCUACAACUUUAUCUCUCCAAUCUGGCCAAUCAGAUUGAUCGGGAAACAGGGAUAGAUGUACCGUUGGUCAUCCUACUUGAUGACCUCAGUGAGCCUGGAUCUAUCAGCGAGCUUGUCAAUGGAGCACUCACCUGCAAGUACCACAAAUGCCCCUACAUCAUUGGGACAACCAACCAGCCUGUGAAGAUGACUCCAAACCAUGGCCUUCAUCUCAGCUUCAGGAUGCUGACAUUCUCCAACAACGUGGAACCGGCCAAUGGCUUCCUGGUACGUUAUCUACGCCGAAAGCUGCUUGAGUCUGACAGUGAUGUUAAUGCCAACCGGGAGGAGUUGCUGCGUGUGCUGGACUGGGUGCCCAAACUCUGGUACCAUCUGCACACCUUCCUGGAGAAGCACAGCACCUCUGACUUCCUCAUUGGUCCCUGUUUCUUCCUCUCAUGCCCCAUUGGUAUUGAGGAUUUCCGGACUUGGUUCAUUGACCUGUGGAACAAUUCCAUCAUCCCCUACCUUCAGGAGGGAGCAAAGGAUGGGAUCAAGGUGCAUGGACAGAAAGCUGCCUGGGAGGACCCUGUGGAGUGGGUGCGAGACACGUUGCCAUGGCCAUCGGCCCAACAAGACCAGUCAAAGCUCUAUCACCUUCCUCCACCUAGUGUGGGGCCUCACAGCAUUGUUUCACCCCCAGAGGAACGGAGUGGCAAGGAUACUACACCCAACUCUCUUGAAUCAGACCCCUUGAUGGCAAUGUUGCUGAAGCUCCAGGAAGCAGCCAACUAUAUUGAGUCUCCUGACAGAGAAACUCUGGACCCCACUGUGCAGUCCACACUCUAAAGAUGACUGGAACGGAGACUGGAGUGAGCUGGUCUCAGCUGCCUUCGCUCCUUGUUCUUCUUUGUUUUUUUUGUAUCUGGAACCUGUGGUUUGGAAAAGAACACCACAGAGGGUAGGGAGGUGCUCAUCACUUGCUUUGGGAUCUGUGCAGAUGGACAAUGAAAGAGGCAGUUUGGUCCUUUUCUGCAAGAUACUGCUCCCCCCCCCCAAUCGACUAUGGUGGUAGGAGAAUGGUAGUUUUUAUUCCUAGGCUUUUUGCCUCUAUCUAAACUCCUGAGCUUUGCAGUAUGACGGGGGCAUUAAUAAACCCCUUGGAUCUAGGGUUCCCAGCAUCAAAGUUCCUUUGUGGGGCAAAGGCUCAAGACCAUCUCGCGGAAUUGGCCACUGCAUUUUUGCAGGGCAGUGCCAGCAGGCCGGGGCAGUAGACAAGUUUGUGGUUCCCUAAAAUGAGGAUCUUUUUAUAAUGUAAAGAAAAGCAAAAACCCAGAAAAGAACCUGGCAGUAUCGGAGUAGAAGAGUCACCGCUGCAGCAAACCAGCUGCUGCUGUAGCUGGUUCCCCUCUUGAUGCUUCCCUACCACAACAAACAUAGGCAAAGCCCUAGGACUGUUAACUCUGUUUUUGUGCCCUCCUUAUUUAAUCUGCAUGAUCAUCCUUCUACAUACAGACUCCCAAUAAACUCUGCUUUGUUUCCCUCCCCCUUUAUUUUAUUUUGGUUAAGCUGGGCCAUUCUGUUUGCCUUUUGGUUCUAGGAAUUCUGUUUUUGAUUUAACUACCUGGCAUUAGUUCCACACAAAGGAGCUAUGGUUUCUUAGGUUUUUGUUGUUGUUCAGUUCACCUUUUUCUUGUUUUACCAAUCUGUAAAUUACAUCAGCGUGGUCCCUCCCAACUAAAAUUGGUGCUGACUGGAUGACUUCCAGUAACGAAACUCGCCUUGUGAGUCCUUGCAGCUUGCAUCAGAUGCACACAGGGUUGAAUCGGCAGCACAACCUUCUUAAAGAUGCACAAUUUGCUGGAUGGGCUCCCCUUCCUGUCCCAUUCUUUAUCAUUCCAUUCCUAAAAGCACAAGAGGCCUACAGACUAGAACCAAAGGUGGGUCAGAAAAUGUUCUGUUGUGGUUCCCACUUGCGCAGGAAAACCAUCAAAUGCCUCCCAAACUAAAGAUGUCUCCCAACUCUACCCACAUACUGACUUGCUUGCGACUCUCCUCUUCUGCUCACAUUUUGCAGAAUAAAAAUGUAGCACGAUUGUUUCAACAUUCUGUCCAUGUUGAGAUUUGGGUGUUGUUUGAUUUCCAGAUAAAGAGCCAUCCAUGAGUAGGCCUUCCAAAUUAAGCAAACACUAUUUCUUUUUCUACCCUGGUGCUGUUGGCUAUCUUCACAGGUGCAUAGUAGUGCUCUGAUUUAGGCUAGGUCUACUUUCCUAUACUGAUAGAGAUAUUUGGGUUAGAUGUAUAGAACUGCCUUGUCUUGCCUUUUGGUUCUAGAAUUUCUUGCCUUACGUGAGUUUCCAUGCAGCUUCUAUCAGGAGGCAAAAUUUCUAGCUGUUGGUUAGCCCUCUCUGCAAAUGAGAGUGAGGUUCAUGACACAUUUCACAAGCCCCUCAACCUCCAGAGGCCUGAUUAGCAACUAGGUUUCCUGAAGAGUUGCUUUGAAAAGGAAGUUAGCAGUGCAAAACCAGCAGCUCAAACCCUAAUGGAACUCAUUGGUUUUAGUAUGUUACUAGCUGAGGCCACUUUGUGUGAUAUCUUCUGCUUGGAUGUUGCAUUGUACAGGCAUCAGUAUUAGAAACCUGUGGCCUGGAUAAAUUAAGGUAGAAGUAUGGACCUAGUUUUUAUAGCAGAAAAAAAGAGAAUCUUCCUUUGCAUUUCCUCUUUAGCGGUUGUAGGAAUUGCGUCACUUAGCCAGAAUGUAAGAAGCCAGAUAAUUGUUAGGGUCUCCAUAAUGCAGAUCCUGGCUUGUCCAACUUAAGUAUUGUAGGAGUUCAAUAAUAAUUUCAUACUAGCACAAUAUAGAAAGCAAAAUUUCAGCUCUCCUGGCACAGCGUAACAAGCUUUACUUCAUGCAGUAUUCCCUUCCUAUCCAGUGUUUAGUUUCACUAAUAUAUCAUGCUAAUCUAACUAUCAUCCCCUCACUGUUCUUAUGAUACAGAAGCCACUAGGGCUUCUUUUACACUGAAUGGUUAUUAGCCAGCUCCAUGGAUAGAUAAACUGUGCCAAAUACCUCAAGGAUUGCACUUGAAAUCACUAGAGGUCCUACUUAAACCCAUAUGUUUCUGAACAUUUAUUUAAUAAAUUUAUUCAUAGCAUUUUUAUCCUGCUCUUUAGCCAUAAAAGGUAAAAUCAAUAGUAAGACAAGACACACAAGGAAAAGGGCAUGGGGUGGGGGAAAGGCAAGCUCGGGCAUCAAUUCUUAAAGUUACAGUUCUUUUAUAACUACCAGCUGGGAUGGAAACAGUUUUGAUCGCCUGAUAGAUUGGCUGUCACUAGGUGAUGUCUGAGGGAGGGCCAAAGGCAUCUGGUCUCUCAAGAGAGGUGAUGGGAUAGCCUUGCUUUGCAUUUCCCCCUCUGUUCUGCAGCCUGAUGGAAUGGCUGUUGCUAGGAGACAUUUGAGUGACAUUGCCCGUAUUUUCAGUAUUUUCUCUGCAAUCAUGAGGUCUAGACAUUGUACUUUUUAAAAGUGAGAGUGGAGAUUCUCAGAACUCCAGAUUAUGUGCCAAGUUCUGCACUUGAUCAGUCAUCGUAUAGAGUGUGUAUAAUUUUAGGUCCCACCCCCCAUUUUUGACAGAAUGAGCCUCCUGAAAUUAAAACAUAAUUGUUGUUUCCUUAUGUAACUAUAAUGUAAUUGUAACCAUAAGAAGCGGGACCUGCAACAAAACGUUGCAGUGUGGAGCACUCAUUCUCUCUCCUCCCAACUUCCCAUUCUUCUCCCCCACCAUAGUCCGCAUUCUGUGUCCACUGAGCAUUGUUCAUUCUUCAUUGGGCUGGUUUUCUUUUGUUUUUUGUUUUACCUUAAAAUAUUUUUUGUACUUCAAA